UUGUGUUUUAUACGGAAAAAGCCCUUGAAUUAUCACGUGACAAUCACGUAGCUGUGUUCACCGCCUGAAUCUAUAUAUACUUGGUUGUGUUGAGGCAUAAAAGACUAGGCAAAUUUUCCCGGGCUUCGUGUAGAUCCCGAUCAAUACACAUUAUACGAUUCUCCACAAUAACCUCCCUUUCCGGUUGCCGGCGUCCAGGAAAACGUCAUCUCUCCUAGGGCGGCUUGUUUCGUCCCUGCGGGGUGAGAUGAUUUUUGAUGAUAAACAGCAGUGAAUCCUUGCGAUGCUUGUAAUCCUGCAUCAUCCUUGUUGUUGAAUGGGCUGUUGCUAUUCCACUGUGGGAAGACGGGUUCCUGCCCGUGAAGACCCAAGGACUCUUGCUUCUCAGACUUCUUUCAGUGUUAGUGAGGUUGAAGCACUAUUUGAGCUAUUCAAGAGCAUAAGCAGUUCUGUAGUUGAUGAUGGACUAAUUAGCAAAGGUAAAUUUCUACUAGCUUUGUUCAAGAACAAAAGGAAAAAGAAUCUGUUUGCAAAUAGGAUUUUUAGUCUUUUUGACGUUAAGCAUAAGGGAGUCGUCGAUUUUAGUGACUUUGUUAGAUCACUUGACGUGUUCCACCCUAAAGCUCCACUAGAAGACAAAAUCAAUUUUUCUUUCAAGCUUUAUGAUUUGGAUGGAACAGGAUUCAUUGAGCGCCAUGAGGUUAAGCUGAUGUUAAUUGCACUUUUACGUGAAUCUGAGCUAAGGCUUGCUGAUGAGACAAUUGAGAUGAUACUAGACAAUACGUUUUUAGAUGCCGAUGCAAACCGGGAUGGGAAGAUUGACAAAUCAGAAUGGCAAGCUUAUGUUACCAAAAAUCCCUCCUUGUUGAAAAUAAUGACACUUCCUUAUCUAAGGGAUAUUACGACAACCUUUCCAAGCUUUGUGUUCAAUUCCCAAGUUGAAGAAGAGAUUACAUCAUGACAUUAAUUGACAAGGAGGGAUUUGAUCAUUUUUUCAUGAAGAAAUUCAAACUUGUACAUGUUGAAUAAAGAGGAUCUAAAAAAAUAACGCAUGCAUGCACUAUAAUGUGAUGCACAAUCGAUAACGAUUUGGAUUUACAUUCACC
Messenger RNA from Lactuca virosa, 1106 nucleotides. NCBI's taxonomy places the organism in Eukaryota, Viridiplantae, Streptophyta, Magnoliopsida, Asterales, Asteraceae. The record is from the annotation of a GenBank genome assembly.